CUUGUGCUCCGCUCGCUUCCUACUCUCUGCAUCAUUCAGCAGGAUUUCCACCUCCACGCUCUGCCCGAAGCCGAAGAAGCUCAUCUCACCGCCCGGCCCCUCGGCUCUCGGAACGUCUCGGAGCGCGCGCGGGAGCGAGCUUUGAAAGUUGAGCACGGCGGCGACGAGCGGGUCCCUGUGGUGUCAUGGUGGCGCUACCGGACCUUGGGAGCGGCCUGCAGCCCUGGUGCCCAUUGGAUCUCAGCCUCGAAUGGGUAGACACAGUAUGGGAACUGGACUUCACAGAGACUGAGCCUUUGGAUCCUAACAUAGAAGCAGAGAUCAUAGAGACUGGAUUGAGUGCAUUUACAAAACUCUAUGAAAGUCUUUUCCCCUUUGCUACUGAAGAACAUGGAUCUUUGGAGAGUAUUUGGACCUUCUUCAUUGAGAACAAUAUUUCUCAUAGUACACUGGUGGCAUUAUUCUACCAUUUUGUCCAAGUAGCCCAUAAGAAAAAUGUCAGUGUGCAGUAUCGAGAAUAUGGCCUUCAUGCUGCUGGACUUUACUUUUUGCUACUAGAAAUACCGGGCAGUGUAGCCAAUCAAAUUUUCCACCCAGUGAUGUUUGACAAGUGCAUUCAGAGUCUAAAGAAGAGCUGGCCUCAGGAAUCUAACUUGAAUCGGAAAAGAAAGAAAGAACAGCCCAGGAGCUCUCAGGAUAAUCCAAGGAGGAACAGGAAAAGAGGAAAACCACCUCAGAAAGAUAACAUUGAGAUGGAUGACCUUAUAGAAGAAGAAGAAGAAGAAGAUGAAGAGAAUAUAUAUUUUUCUGCCCGGGACCUUUCUCAAAUUCGAAAUGCCAUAUUUCACCUUUUGAAGAAUUUUUUAAGGCUUCUGUCCAAGUUUUCCCUCAAAGAAAAGCCACAGUGUGUACAAACUUGUAUAGAGGUCUUUGUUGCAUUAACUAAUUUCGAGCCAAUUCUUCGUGAAUUUCAUGUUUCACAAGCCAGAAAUCUUAAUGAAGCCAAAUACAUACCAGAACUGUCCUACCAUGGAUUGUACUUGCUGUGCUCCCCACUUCACGGAGAAGGAAAUAAGGUUAUUGGUUGUAUUUUCCAUCGAAUGCUGAAUGUAAUACUGAUGGUAGAAGUGGGGGAAAGGUCCCACUGUGCCCCCCUAACUAUUACUUCACAAGUCAUCAGACAUAGGAACCAGGCAGUCCAGUUUAUCAGCUCACUUGUGGAUGAACUAAAAGAAAGUAUAUUCCCAGUCCUGCGUAUUUUACUGCAGCAUAUCUGCGUCAAGGUGAUAGAUAAAGCGGAGUAUCGCACCAUGGCAGCCCAAUCCCUGGUCCAGCUGCUGAGUAAACUUCCUUGUGGAGAGUAUGCCACAUUCAUUGCCUGGCUUUACAAAUACUCACGAAGUUCCAAGAUCCCACACCGAGUUUUCACCCUGGAUGUUGCAUUAGCUCUUUUAGAGCUGCCUGAAAGAGAAGUGGACGACACUGCCUCCCUGGAGCUCCAGAAGUUCCUCAAGCAUAAGUUCUUGGUGCAAGAAAUUAUGUUUGACCGUUGUCUGGACAAGGCACCCACUGUCCGCAGCAAGGCAUUGUCCAGCUUUGCACACUGUCUGGAGCUAUCUGUUAGCAACGCAUCUGAUAGUAUACUGGAGCUCCUCAUUAACAGUCCUUUAGUUUCAAGAUUAGAGAGUGACCCUGGUACCUUACUGAGAAAUUCAUCAGCUUUUUCUUAUCGGAAGCGGACACUUACCCCUUCUGAACCAUCUGGGGAGAUCAACACAUACAGCAGUGGUGAAAUAGCUGGAUCUGGGGCAGAGAGAUGUGUCAUGGCAAUGCUGAGGAAGAGAAUCAAGGAUGAGAAAACUAAUGUCAGGAAGUCUGCACUCCAGGUGUUAGUGAGUAUUUUGAAACACUGUGACAUCUUGGGCAUGGAGGAGGAUCUGUUGAUUCUGCAGGACCACUGCCGGGACCCUGCAGUAUCUGUCCGGAAGCAGGCCCUACAGUCUCUUACUGAACUGCUUAUGGCACAGCCUAAAUGUGUCCCAAUCCAAAAAGCCUGGCUGACAGGGGUCAUCCCAGUGGUGAUGGACUGCGAGAACACUGUGCAGGAGAAGGCCCUGGAGUGCCUGGACCAGCUCCUAUUACAGAACAUUAAGCAUCACAGCAAAUUUCAUGGAGAGGAUGGCAGCCAGGUGCUUGCCUGGGCUCUUCUUGCUCUCCUUACCACAGAAAACCAGGAGCUGAGUCGCUAUUUAAAUAAGGCAUUUCAUAUUUGGUCCAAGAAAGAUAAAUUCUCAUCCACUUUUAUAAACAAUGUGAUAUCUCACACUGGCCUGGAACAUUCUUCACCCGCCUGGAUGCUGCUGUCCAAAAUUGCUUGCUCCUCACCAAAGCUGGACUACACCAAAAUAAUGCAGUCCUGGGAGAAAACCAGCAGUGAACAGAAUCCCAAUUCAAACACCUUAGGACACAUGCUGUGUGUCAUUGGGCAUAUUGCAAAACAUCUUCCUAAGAGUACCCGGGACAAGGUGACUGAUGUUGUCAAGUGCAAGCUGAAUGGAUUUCACUGGUCUCUAGAGUUGAUCAGUUCAGCUGUGGAUACUUUGCAAAUGCUCUGUAGAGCAUCUGCAAGGACGCCUACAGAAGAACAGGAGCUGCUGCAGCAGGUGUGUGGGGAUGUGCUGUCCACCUGUGUGCACCACCUGUCCAGCAUUAUUCUGAAGGAGGAUGGAAAAGGGAACAUGGACAAAGACCUGUUGGUGAAGUACAUUUUCACUUUAGGAGAUGUAGCUCAGCUGUGUCCAGCCAGAGUUGAGAAGCGAGUGUUCCUGCUAAUUCAGUCCAUUCUGGUUUCUGCUGAUGUGGAUCGCUUACCAUCAUCUCAAGGUACCAGUGAUGGUCCAAGCACUCAGCUGCCCUCCCAGAACAGAGGUUCUGUAAUGCCUUCCGAGAUUAGAGCACAUGCCAUCAUCACCCUAGGGAAGUUGUGUUUACAGAAUGAGGACCUUGCGAAGAAGAGCAUCCCGGCCCUUGUGCGAGAGCUCGAGGUGUGUGAAGAUGUGGCCGUCCGCAACAAUGUCAUCAUUGUGAUGUGCGAUCUUUGUAUCCGCUACACUGUCAUGGUGGACAAGUAUAUCCCAAACAUCUCCAUUUGUCUGAAGGACUCAGACCCAUUUAUCCGAAAGCAGACACUCAUCUUGCUUACCAACCUCUUACAGGAAGAGUUUGUGAAAUGGAAGGGCUCGCUGUUCUUUCGAUUUGUCAGCACUCUGAUAGACUCACACCCAGACAUUGCCAGCUUUGGGGAGUUUUGCCUGGCACACCUACUACUGAAAAGGAACCCUGUCAUGUUCUUCCAGCACUUCAUUGAGUGUAUAUUCCACUUCAACAACUAUGAGAAGCAUGAGAAGUAUAACAAAUUUCCCCAGUCAGAGAGAGAGAAACGGCUGUUUUCACUGAAGGGAAAGGCAAACAAGGAGAGGCGAAUGAAGAUCUACAAGUUUCUUCUAGAGCACUUUACAGAUGAGCAGCGAUUUAAUAUCACUUCGAAAAUCUGCCUUAGUAUUUUGGCCUGCUUUGCCGAUGGCAUUCUACCCCUGGACAUGGAAGCUAGUGAAUUACUCUCAGACACGUUUGCAGUCCUCAGCUCAAAGGAGAUCAAACUUUUGGCAAUGAGAGCUAAACCAUACAAGGAUCUCCUUAUGGAAGAAGAUGACAUGGCUUUGGCAAAUGUGGUCAUGCAGGAAGCCCAGAUAAAGCUCAUCUCACAGGUUCAAAAGAGGAACUUCAUAGAAAAUAUUAUUCCAAUUAUCAUCUCCCUGAAGACGGUGCUGGAGAAGAAUAAGAUCCCAGCUUUGCGGGAACUCAUGAACUAUCUCCGGGAGGUGAUGCAGGACUACCGAGAUGAAAUCAAGGACUUUUUUGCAGUUGAUAAACAACUGGCAUCUGAACUGGAGUACGACAUAAAGAAGUACAAUGAACAGCUGGCCCAGGAGCAAGAGCUGGCAAAGCAGGCUGAUGUGAACAGAGCAGCUGACAGUGGUGAUAGUACUCAAGCCAUUCAGGUUGCUCCUGGCUUGGAAGUAAUGCCAGCUCUUGCUAGCCAAGAAAAUGCCACUGUGUCCCCAGCUGUGGGUCUAGCUGUAACACCUAAACCCAGCACUGGCUACCAGCCAGCUUUGCCUUUUACACCGGAGCCUGGCCCUCUGAAGAUGUUAAUCCCCAAUGCCAGGCCCAUGUCCCUGAGCACUAUUGCCAUUCUGAAUUCUGUCAAGAAAGCUGUGGAGUCGAAGAGUAGGCACCGCAGCCAGAGCUCAGGAGUACUGCCCUUCACUUUAAAUUCUGGAAGCCCAAAGAAAGCAGGCCAUGCAACUUCCUAUAGCUUGGAGCAAGAGUCUGAUGGUGCCAUCAACCACAUGCGGGCAAUCAGCACCCCGGAGAAGUCCAUCAGUGAUGUCACCUUUGGAGCAGGGGUUAGUUCUAUAGCAACACCACGGACUCCUUUUUCAGCCAAAGAGAAAAUUGAAGUCCAGAGUCAAGGAAAUGACAUUUUAUGUUUAUCACUGCCUGAUAAAUCGUCUCCUCAGCCCCAACAGUGGAAUGUGAAGACUCUAGUUAGGAAUCAAGACAACCCGAGCCCCAGUAGGAGGUCCCUCCGAAAGACCCCCCUGAAAGCAGCCAACUGAAACAGGUUUGGUUCACGUGUCUGCCUGCCUUUAUCCCCAGAAGGAAGCUGUAUACCUCGUAACAACAGACAUUCUUACUGGCACAAGGUAUGAUGCCUGCUUGUAAGAAAAGGCUUCAUGACCUUCAUGUACUGUGGCCUUGAGGCCAAUCUGUGUGACACUCUGCUAAGGACAGCCCCACAGUGGGGAGUGAUUUUGAGUCUCUUCUUUUGGCACCGUUAGGUGAACCUAAAACACCAUGUUUGUUCAAAGACGCCCAGAAAGAAAUGCAAUUGACUGUUCUUUAAAUUUUGCAGGGGUUUUUUUUGAGAUGGGUCUUACUCUUGCCCAGACUGACCUUGAGCUUCUGGGCUUAAGCAAUCCUGCCUCAG
Molecule: messenger RNA, 5053 nt
Organism: Castor canadensis (American beaver)
Lineage: Eukaryota; Metazoa; Chordata; Mammalia; Rodentia; Castoridae
Source: RefSeq, a predicted model, not a curated record